AUGCCUCUAACGGCUGAUGUAGCGGCACAACAAGUGCAGGAGAGACUGCGAUCUAUGCAUAGAUUAAUAUAUGAUAUAGAAGCAGAAAGAGGUCGUAAUGAACAAUGUAUUGAGAGUAUACUUAGAGCUGAGAAGACAGCAGAAAACUCACCAACUGCUGAAGAUUCUGGUUCAUCACAACAGCAAAUGCAGUUAAAGAACCUAUACAAAAAUGGUUUGAAUGCAGCAGAACAGGAAGAAAGAGUUCUGCGAGCAGCGUUAUCAAGGAUUUAUGAAAUUCGGGCCAUCAAGAAUGAAAGAAGAAUUCAGGCAAGGCACGCGGGCAAUAAAGAAACGAUAGGUUGUGGAGCCCUAAUGAAAAUGCUGCUAAGCGCAGCGCAGACUUUGCCCCUGCAUGUGGGCAGAGUGGGUGAGCGUGCGCCCCCCUUGUGCGGGGCUGUUCCAGCUGAUGGAGGUCACGUGGCACGUGCCGGAGACGCUGUUGCAGCUUUAGUUCGAGUCUCCGACAAAGAGGAGAAUUGGAUAUUGGCUGAGGUGGUGAGCUGGCUCCCAGCACAAGGGAAGUAUGAAGUUGACGAUAUUGAUGAAGAGCAGAAGAAUCGUCAUGUGCUCAGCAAACGUCGGGUGGUGCCUUUACCCCUGAUGAGAGCUGAUCCCAGGACUGAUGAGCACGCGCUUUUCCCCAAGGGUGCAGUGGUUAUGGCACUUUACCCUCAAACUACGUGUUUUUACCGGGCAGUUGUGAACAGGCUCCCGGCUUCAGCUGCUGAUCCUUAUGAAGUUUUGUUUGAGGAUUCUUCGUACGCGGACGGAUUCUCCCCCCCGGAACGCGUAGCUCAGCGAUACGUGAUCGCUAUCAAGGAGGGCAAAGGCCGAGCCACCUGA
Molecule: messenger RNA, 885 nt
Organism: Pieris macdunnoughi
Lineage: Eukaryota; Metazoa; Arthropoda; Insecta; Lepidoptera; Pieridae
Source: the annotation of a GenBank genome assembly